This is a messenger RNA of Dentiscutata erythropus, 232 nucleotides long. The record is from the annotation of a GenBank genome assembly. NCBI's taxonomy places the organism in Eukaryota, Fungi, Glomeromycota, Glomeromycetes, Diversisporales, Gigasporaceae.
UUUAACAGAUAUGGAAAAUCUAGUAGCAAAUUGCUUUGAAAACUCUGAAGAAAAUGGCCACGUACGCUUCUCUGGAACUUUAAAAGUUGAUGAUGAUUUUAUUAACAAUACGUCGAGUGAAAGUCAAGAAAGUGAAAAUCAAGAAAGUGACAAAGAAAUUAUUUACCGUAACAUAGCAGAAUCACUUCUCAUUAAAAAAUUUGUAGAUCACGUAUUGGUUCAAUUUUUGUAG